This is a messenger RNA of Psammomys obesus (fat sand rat), 6151 nucleotides long. It is a transcript of the gene Foxk1, whose product is annotated as forkhead box K1. The record is from RefSeq and is a predicted model, not a curated record. NCBI's taxonomy places the organism in Eukaryota, Metazoa, Chordata, Mammalia, Rodentia, Muridae. The transcript has 9 exons. Gene Ontology annotation, molecular function: RNA polymerase II cis-regulatory region sequence-specific DNA binding; DNA-binding transcription factor activity, RNA polymerase II-specific. Gene Ontology annotation, biological process: regulation of transcription by RNA polymerase II. Bases 1 to 1716 code for a protein of 571 amino acids.
AUGGCCGAAGUCGGCGAGGACAGCGGCGCCCGCGCCCUGCUGGCGCUGCGCUCGGCUCCCUGCAGCCCCGUGCUAUGCACCUUCCGGUUCCCGAGCACGGCCAUCAAGAUCCAGUUCACUUCCUUGUACCACAAGGAGGAGGCCCCCACAUCGCCGCUGCGGCCACUGUACCCACAGAUCUCCCCACUGAAGAUCCACAUUCCGGAGCCGGACCUCCGGAGCCUGGUCAGCCCCAUCCCUUCCCCGACCGGCACCAUCAGUGUCCCCAACUCCUGCCCAGCCAGUCCUCGAGGAGCUGGGUCUUCCGGGUACCGCUUCGUGCAGAACGUGACCUCAGACCUGCAGCUGGCCGCGGAGUUUGCAGCGAAGGCCGCCUCUGAGCAGCAGGCGGACACAUCUGGCGGGGACAGCCCCAAGGAUGAGUCGAAGCCGCCGUACUCCUACGCGCAGCUGAUCGUGCAGGCCAUCUCCUCGGCCCAGGACAGGCAGCUGACACUAAGCGGCAUCUACGCCCACAUCACCAAACAUUACCCAUACUACAGGACCGCCGACAAGGGCUGGCAGAACUCUAUCCGACACAACCUCUCUCUUAACCGCUACUUUAUCAAAGUCCCUCGGUCCCAGGAGGAGCCUGGGAAGGGCUCUUUUUGGCGAAUAGACCCUGCCUCUGAAGCCAAGCUUGUGGAACAAGCAUUCCGAAAGCGGAGACAGAGAGGUGUCUCCUGCUUCCGCACCCCCUUCGGGCCUCUGUCCUCACGGAGUGCCCCAGCCUCCCCCACCCACCCUGGACUGAUGUCCCCUCGUUCCAGUGGCCUGCAGACCCCAGAGUGCCUGUCUCGGGAGGGCUCCCCCAUUCCACAUGACCCUGACCUGGGGUCGAAGCUAGCCUCUGUUCCCGAGUACCGCUAUUCCCAGAGCGCCCCAGGCUCCCCAGUCAGCGCCCAGCCGGUGAUCAUGGCUGUCCCUCCCCGACCUUCCAACUUGGUGGCUAAGCCUGUCGCCUACAUGCCAGCUUCCAUAGUGACCUCCCAGCAGCCCUCCGGCCACGCCAUCCAUGUGGUGCAGCAGGCCCCCACCGUCACCAUGGUGAGGGUGGUUACCACCUCUGCCAGCUCAGCCAACGGGUACAUCCUGGCUAGCCAGGGCUCAGCCGGGGCCUCCCACGACACAGCAGGCACAGCCGUGUUGGACCUGGGCAGUGAGGCCAGAGGUUUGGAAGAGAAGCCCACCAUAGCAUUUGCCACAAUCCCCGCAGCCAGCCGAGUGAUCCAGACGGUCGCCAGCCAGAUGGCCCCUGGAGUCCCCGGACACACAGUCACCAUCCUACAGCCGGCUACCCCAGUGACCAUCGGGCAGCACCACCUUCCGGUCCGGGCUGUCACUCAGAACGGAAAGCAUACCGUGCCCACGAAUAACUUGACUGGCAACGCUUACGCCCUCACCAGCCCCCUGCAGCUCCUGGCGGCCCAGGCGAGUUCGUCCACGCCGGUGGUCAUCGCCCGGGUAUGCGAGGUAGGGCCCGAGGAGCCAGCAGCAGCCGUCUCGGUGGCAGCCGCUGCCACACCGACCCCAGCCACCUCCACGACCACGUCUGCCUCUUCCAGCGGGGAGCCUGAGGUCAAGAGGUCCCGGAUAGAGGAGCCCAGUGGGACAGCCGCCCCGCAGCCCACGGCCCUGGCAGCCGCCGGCCCUCAGGGCCCGGGGACCGGCGAGUGAACUGGCCUCGGGAAGGUGGAGCGGGACUCACGCCACAGGAGCGCACCGGCGGCUGCACCACGGACCGACCCGGAGAGAGGCUCACAGCGACCUGCCACACGCACGUGCAACGAGGGUGGCCGCCAUACUCGGACAAUUUCCUUUUUAUCUCCUGUCCUCCCAAGGUUUGAAACAAACACAUAAACACGUUCAGACAACUUGAUUGUACGAAUCUGGGGGUUCUGUGUGUGUUUUUUGCCCCUCCCUCAUGCCAUCGCCUCUCCCCAGUUGUUGUGGGAGAAGGCCUAGCCCAGCUCCUCAGGAACCCAUCCCAGCCAGCACCCACAAGAAGAGCCCGCACCCAGGACUGGGCAGAAGCGCAGCGCAGACCGAGGCUGCUGUCUCUGGGAGCCGGUCCGCAGACUUCCUGUUUCUCACUGUGGGGAAGAGACCAGAGGACGACGAGACCCUCCCAGCCACAGGCUGGGUCACAGAGCCCACUCCCCAAAAGUGACAGAGCUGCGGCAUUGAUUGGGCUCACGGAGGUCUGCUUUGGCUUUGGACCCUAAAUAUUUCUUUCAGUUAAACGUGGAAUUUGGCCUCAUCUCAGAUCUGAGACCCACGGAAGGGGCCACGUGUCUUUGGAUCCCCGGUGGAAGCCAGCUGAGGGACGACAGGCCCGGGCGCACACCCACAGCAGCCCUGUAAACAUGCCGCUCUCCCCGAUAACUCCAAGAAGGACUGGCACGGCUCCCACGCUGAUGUUGCAAAGUGCUUCCGGUGGGGAACCGGCCCAGGGUCAGUGCCCAUGGCGUCCAUUCCCACAGCCCUGGCAGAGCCCAAAGCCGCAAGCUGCAGUGGAUGUCCAGGAAACCGGGCAGCUCCAGGGGGUGUCGGCCAGCCCCUUGCUCAGCAGGGAGGAUGUUGGCGUGUGCCCUCGGACAACAGCAGCGGGUACGCCCCUGUGUUCCUGGCAGGCAGCGAGGGACUGUGAGGUGCGCUGCUCCCCCCCCCCCCCCACAUUCCAGUUUUCCUGAGCGCCCGAAGACCUGUCCAGUGUGAACAUGGAAACCCUCUCUUCUGCCGAAGCCGGGGGUCCGUGACUGUUAUCCACCGGAAGGGAAACUACCUCUCCGGACAGCUGUUGGUGCCAAGUUUGAUCCCAGUGUGGCAAGAACCAAAGUGUGAGGGUCAUGCGAGGACUCCGACUCCCAGGGACGGCCCCUUUGUAUGCCCAGACAAGCUGCCAGCAGCACUUUAACACCAGGCCACUUGAGCCGGAGACAGUGAGUGUUUCCCUUGGCCUGGGCAUGAGAGUUGGUUUCGCAGAAGCAGUGGAAGCAGCUGCGAGACAGGAGACUCCAGGAACUCAGCGCUGGUCCUCCUGGAGGGCGGGCCUCGGACUCCAACAGCGGACAGAGCCCGUGAGCGAAGAGCAGCGGAUCUCAGCGGGGCCUCAGCCGGACAGCCUGCUGGAAGGGCUGGCAGGCUUCGACCUGGAGGCUGUGGUCGUGGGAGGCCGCCAGUCCCCACACAUCAGGGAUAAGUGCGGAGCCCGCCUCUCUGGAGCUCGCUUCCAGGCUCCCCAGCCGGUCCUUUCUGUAGUCCCAAACCUCAAGCUGGAAGGAAGCUGUGCUCUGAAGGCCUCCUGCCGGUUGCCUCGGACAGAGAAGUUGGGCUGGGGUGAUGGUGGGGGAGGGUUUGUGGGUGGAGCUGCCCCUUGGAGUGGGCAAAGGGCUGUCUCCCACAUCUCCUCUUUGUACCUGGCAUGAGCAUGUUCUCUCUGUGUGCCUGGUGUGAGCAUGGGGUUAGAAAAGUACAAAUGAGGUGGGUCUCUGAGUUGCUUUGGGGUCUGGAGUGACAAGGGAUGUUGAUACCACCUGCUGGUCUUCCGCUCCAUCAGGUUCCCCAUCAUUUACUCCAGGCCUGUGCAUGGCUACCCUCCAAGGCAGAUAAGAUUGUGUGUGGAUUGUCAUGGUAGGCGCCAUGUGUGGCCCCUGCAUGGAACUGUGGGUCACCGUGCCAUCACAUCUGUCAUCAGGUCCCCUCAGUCUGGCCCUGAACAGUUUGCUCUCCUGGGUCCUGAAACAUCCACCCUCUGUUGCAGACCCUCUUACCUCAGCAUGUGUGCGGAAGGAUGUGGAAGGAAGAGUGGGUCACACAACUGUCCCAAUGUCCUGCGUGGCCUUAAGGCAGAGGAUCCUGAGCCCCUGGUUGGACAGCCUGAGCUAGAACGGGAGGCUAGCCUGGUGCCGCUGCCUCAGGAAGUAGGUUGGCCAUCUAGUGGACAGCACCCCAGCUCAGACCCAAAGUAGCCCGUGCUCAGAGCAGGAAUGCACAGCUAGCCGGAGCGUGCCCCUGUGAGCUCCGAGCCACCAAGUGGAGAUCAGCUAAGCCGUCUGUGGAAGCCAGAGCUUGGAUCAGGAGCCAGGAGAGUCAUCAUUGUGAGGACCGUGGCUGGGAGCCCUGGGUUCAGGCACAGAUGAGAAGCCGGGGGCCUGUGGCUCAGAGCCCUCCAGGGCUCCCGUCUCUGGCAGGGCUUCAUCGCUUCAUCGGAGCUUGUCUUGCUUUGUUAAGUGUUCCCUGGUAGACCAGGUGUCUGCUGUCCACACCUUGACUCUCUCUGACUUUCGUAUCUGGCACUUCCUAGACUCAGAGGCUGCAAGCUUGUAAGAAGUCACCAUGGCAACUGGAGGUGGAGAGACCCCUGCCUGCCUUCUCACGCUGCUCCUUCUCCCUACCCUUCCCCUCUCCCUUCCUUCCUCUAUUUCUCCCUUCCUUUUUCUAUUCCUGCCCCCCCCCCUCGCCUCUUCUAUCUCCCCCACACACUCCCUCAGCUUUCAGUCCAGCAUCCAGGGCUCAUAAGCAUGUCUGUCCUUAGCUCUUGGUGCCUUGCCUCUGUGUAAGAUGGGCUGUCCGGCUCACCGUCCAUGAGGAAGUUCUGCAGAUCCUUCCCCUGCACUGUAGGCCCCCACCCCUGUCCCACGGCUCUCCCUGCCCCCCGACAGGCUGCCAGGGAUUGAGGUAACAGGCAACCACUCAUCUUCCCUCUGAAAGGGGGAGUGGCCUUCUGCAACCCUGUGGGAGAGCUGAAGGUGGGUACAGCCAGGUGACAGGGGCAGUGUCUUCCUUGGUAGAGGUGAGGGGGCCCCUCUGCACAGGGAUUAGACAGAGCAAGGUGGGGUUAGGUAAGCACAAGAAGGAAACCGUAGAGAUGAGCAGGUGGUGGGGUGGACUGUGAGGAAUUACUAUUCCUCAAGAACCUCACGGUCUGCGUUGCUCUCCCCAACCUGCUCAGCCAGCCCGACUCUCCCCACAUGAAUAGCUCAGUGCCUGCUUAGAAUAAUUCAGAAAGGAACACGAGCCUUUGUUCUAGUGAAAGAUCCCUCGUGUGUGGGGAGCACCACAUCCAGAUCGCUAGCGGGGAAGUCACAGAUGGCCACAGGGUAGCCCCUUGCUUUGGCUCAGGGUGACAGAGCGGUCACCUGUGUCCUGGCCUCCAGUCUCAGAAUACCUCUGUUUAGAAGCAAUACCAUAAAGGGUAAGUCAGGUUGUUCCAAAGAUCGACGCCUCAGGUACCAGCUUCCCCCGAGACGGCCCUCUCAGUGCACUGUGGCUUGGGGAUGAGGGUGGGGUGAAGAACCCCACACAGAACAGACAGUAGCCAAGGCUCUCCGCCGGCCUCAGUCCUCUUCCACCUUUCAUCUUGUGGCUUCCCUGCUCCAGGCCUUGGGUUCAGGGUGGCUCUUGUCCCACCUACUUGUUGGGCUCUGUUUUUUGUUUUGUUUUGUUCGCUUUGUUUUUUGUUUGUUUGUUUUUGCUUGAUUUUUUUCUUUUUUCUUUUUUUUUUUUUUUUUUUUUUUUUUUUUGUCUUGUUUCUUCCUGUGCCAGAGGUUAAACUCAGGGCCUCUCACAUGCUUGCUGAGCUGCACUCCCAGCCCUUUUGAUUUUUAUUUUUUUUAAGCUUGAGACGGAGCCAUACAAAGCUGCCCCGGCUGGCCUUGAACUCGCGCUUGAAUUGCAUGAAUUGCUGGAGUGACAGGCCUAUGUACCACCACGGCCCGGUGCUGCUCAUAGUUUGUUUUUUGUACCAAAAGCUGCUACAUUGGUGACACAGAGCAGGGUGUGACCUGGCUGCCCCCACAGACUGGCACGUGGCACCCGCUUCCUAAGGCUUGUGGUUUGAACAAUUUGGGACUGUCCAAGAAACUGUCGUUCUUGGAGUUGCUGCUUCCCUUUCUCUGGUUGCCCCUCUCGCCAACCCCCUCAGGGACAGCCGCUUCGCAUGUGGACUUUUUUGACCCAACCACAGGUGUUUCCUUUGAAGUAAAGCACAGACCCGUUUCACUGACUUUGUUUAGGGGAAAUAGUUUUCUACUCAUGUUUUAAAACACAAAAGCUCUUCGAGUGUUUCUGGCUGCUGGUCCUACCUGCUCCUCUGUUCCCCCCCCCCCCG